CAAACAUUUUUCCCUAGCUUACUUUACAUGGCCAGCUCUCCACUGCCUAAACAAGAACCACUGUCUUAUAUUAUCCUACACCACACCCCCUGCUUAAAAUGCGCACCCUCCUCAACUCAAGGCCGCUAACACCAUUACCACCAUGUCUCGCUUCAAAUUUCAACUCUUCUCCAUUUCGCUCUCUGUUUCACUACAGCCUUAGAACCAACAAGAGAUUUCAUUUCUUAUCUCCUUGUUCUUCCUUAAAACAAAAAAAGAAACAACAGCAGACACUUAGAAAGACCAAUGCCCCACAAAGUGUAAGGUGGUUCUUGAACACAAAAGGUGAUGAUAGUGAUGAUAAGGUUAAAGGAGAUGGUAGUGAAGCUGAAGAGGGGUUGGAAGGAGACACUGCAUUUAAAGGUACUCUUUUGGCCGGAGUCUUGUUGGUUGGUGUUGUUGGUGGGUUUGGUGCUGUUGGGUAUAUCUACAAGGACCAGAUCAAUGCUUUCUUGAACCAGUUUUCUGGGUUCAUUGAAGGUUAUGGACCUGCUGGAUAUGCUUUAUUUGUAGCGGUUUAUGCAGGAUUGGAAAUCCUUGCAAUUCCAGCGAUUCCAUUAACCAUGUCAGCAGGUCUUCUUUUUGGCUCUCUUAUUGGCACCAUUAUUGUCUCUAUAAGUGGAACGGCUGCUGCAAGCAUUGCUUUUCUGAUAGCUAGAUAUUUUGCUCGAGAGCGUAUUCUUAAACUGGUUGAAGGAAAUAAAAAAUUUCUUGCAAUUGACAAAGCGAUUGGGGAAAAUGGCUUCAAAGUUGUCACCCUUCUACGUUUGAGUCCCUUGCUUCCAUUUUCUCUCGGGAAUUAUUUGUAUGGAUUGACAUCUGUUAAGUUCAUCCCCUAUGUCUUGGGAAGUUGGUUGGGGAUGCUUCCAGGAACAUGGGCUUAUGUGAGUGCUGGUGCAUUUGGCCGUGCAAUCAUUCAAGAGGAAUCUGAGCUCGGAUUAAGGGAAGGUAACGGUGGGCUUUGGACCCUUGGACUGGGAUUAUUGGUCACAGCUAUUGCUGCAACUUAUGUAACGCGGCUGGCUAAGGAUGCUGUAAAGGAUAUGGAGUAGAAAGUAGAACACAUGGAGUAGAAAAGCCCUUGCCAGUAGUGUAACACUGUAAUUGAAACUGCAAGAUGAUUGGUGCAUCACCAUCUUGUUAAUCCAAGUACAUAAUCUAAGCCAAGCUAAUGAAAUUGGACAGUUUUUUCAUCGCUUCAAAA
Populus nigra (black poplar) is the source of this 1243-nucleotide messenger RNA. RefSeq lists its product as uncharacterized. The coding region runs from base 99 to 1091 and encodes 330 amino acids. Lineage: Eukaryota; Viridiplantae; Streptophyta; Magnoliopsida; Malpighiales; Salicaceae. The record is from RefSeq and is a predicted model, not a curated record. The transcript is spliced from 7 exons.